AUGACGACGUCAACGUCGUCGCCGAGCAGCGCCGCGCCGCCGAACGCCGAGUAUUCUGGCGGGACGACGUCUUCUGUAGCGACGUCGUCGCCGUCGGGCUUCUACUACGAGCCUCCGAGUCCUUCGCAACACGCAGCCGCCGCUGCCGCCUACUUUGCACAGCACGGCUCCAUGUCCGCAUAUCCUGGAGUCAAUCUUUCUGAAGCCGUGAGUCAUUCAAACAAUCAUCGUUUUAUCGUUUCGUCAUUUUAAUUUUUGGUCAAAACUAUCCUGAACCCAGAUUUUCCGAAACGAUUUUUUUGCAUUUCAGGAAAUCUAAAUUCUUCUCAUCUUCAUGUUUAUUCUUAGCUCCUGUUGGUGUUUACUCAUUUUAAGUUACGACUGUCUAUUUUUUAGUUUUUAUUUUGAAUUUCUCAGAACUAUUUUCAGUAACUCUUCAUUAAUAAUGACAAACAGAACAUUAAAGAUGGCAUUAUUUGCCUUUUUUUUUAGUUUCUAUGCUUAUUUUUGGUUAACCAGGAAGAGCUGAAAAAACGGCUUCAAUCAGUUUUUUUUCUAUCACGCUCGACCAAUUAGACUCCGUCAGACGGUAUCGAAAACUAACAAGUGGAAUAAAUCUUUGAAACGACGCAAAUACAUCACCAAAGGUGCGAGCGAACGUUUUAAUGGCCCCAUUAAAUUGACAAAACGUCUUUUGCCGGAGGACCGCGACGCAAGUUUGACGCGUCGCGUGUAGCCUUCUUUCAACGAGAACGCAGUUUUUGAUUUUAAGAUUUAUCGGAUCUUAAAUUUAUCAAUCCAUUUCAUCCGAACUAAGAUUUAAAUCAAUUAGGAAAUUUCUCACUUAUGGACACAGUAGUUUUUUUAUUCUUUAUUAGUUUUAUCAAGUUUAACCAAAAACAAUCCACAUUUGAAAAUAUACACUGUAGUGUAUAAUUGAAUAAAACAAACGUGAGUUGACACGAUGUGCAAAUGAAAAAAAAAGAAAGAAAAAUGUGGCGAGUUGCCAAACGUCGGCCACGAUAAUGAGCCGAUUGGACUGCGGCGCCAGAUUUUUUGCCUCAGACUCGUCUUCCGGCCAACUUUUUGCAUUUAUCGCAGAAACCUUGUUUUCAAAAAUUAGACUUCUUCUUAACUUUUUUUAGAUAAUCGAUUAACAUCCAAAAAAAAGCUCCGCUCGUACUCUUCGCUCUGUUUAUUAUUAUAUAUUUUUUUAAUAUUCAAGAUCUUCGUAAUGCGAAAAAAAGGCCUGGGCUGUCAUUUGAUUCAAUUUCAAGUUUUGUUGUUUUUUGCUUUCAAAUUGCAUUUGAGUGAGAAGCGAGUGAACCGAUCGAUAAUCGGCCAUCGAUGCUUAUCUCCGGGCGCCUUUUUGAUUUAUUGUGACUAUACGGGCUGGGCGGACAGUUACAGUACUCUUUCCUCAAUUCCUUUUGUCCUUUUUGAUAACAGGUUUCGAAGAAGUUGGAGGUUCACUCGAUAUGAAAAGAACUUUCCAUGGAAAAAUUGAAAAAAAAAAAAUCAAAAAACGGAGGAAAAUUUUAAAGAUACACGACUCGAACCGCCAGAGUACGGCAUUUGGGGGCUGCAUGCAGAACGGUCGCAUCCUUUUUUGGGCGCGAAAUCGCAGUUCGGGUUUUUCUAAACUUUUUUUGUUAAUGAAUUUAAUUUUUUACGUUAGUUACCUCUCACUUUUCAGUCAUUUGCUUCAGCAUUUAUUGUAUCAAUGAAGAGAAAAGGUUUUCUCAAAAAAAGUACAUUAGUUCGACAAGUUUCUGAAUUCGCGCCAAAAGAGCGUCGCUACUCUGUGUGCGACUCACAAAUACGGCAACCCGGCGUUUCAAGUCGUGAAACAUGAGCUCUUUUUCCUAUAUUACCAUGUAAAUCCCCCGGAUUUUCGUUUCAGCUGAUUGAAAAAAAAAAGUUCUUGGAAGGAGUGAAAAGUAGUAAACAUUAAAUUUUUAGGGUCUGUGUUAUGGACAAGAGUGGAAGGAAGACGAGAAGGAGAAGAAAGACGACGACUCGGACAAAUCCGGUGCCUCCGGAGCCGCCGUCUACCCUUGGAUGACGCGAGUUCACUCCACAGCCAGUACGUUUCGCCAAAAAAAGGCCGACAAGCUUUUUUUUUCUCUACGAAGAAAAGCUCCAAAACUAGGGACAAUAAAUAAGAAGAAGCUUAGAGGAGCGAAAAACAGUUCCGCUGGACGUCUAUCGGGGCAAAUAAUUCAUCGGAAAGCGCGGCGCUCCGCCUCAUAAAUCAAGAGCACACGCGCCAUGUUGCGAUCUGCUUUGUUCUCCGUCAGGACUAAUCGAUUCGUCGUCCCUCCAAAUAACUUGAUUCUCUGCUUUUUUGAUUCAAAUUUUAGGAACUUCACGAAAAAAAGCCAAAGCUCUAUUUCCGACUCACAAAAAAAACUACUUAGUUACGAAAUAUGGAUUAUUUCACCAUUGAGAAUCAUUACACUAACAUUAUUUUCAGAUUUAGAGUUUUAUUUUAUUUUGUUUAAUGAAACUGGUUUUUCGAGAAGUAGAGUCAAGCAACACGGUCUGUCUUUCAUGUCUUUCACCUUUUUACAGUCCUGGAGCGAGUUCCUUCAAUGCCAAGCAACUAGCCUUUGUUAUUUUUUAGGCGUUUCAGACGUAUUUAUACUAUGAAAAAAUUUUGAACCCAGAAAUUUCAAUGAAAACCAGUUCAAAAGAGAUUUCAUUAAUAUCUGACAAGAAAGGUCAUUUUACUUUGCGAUUAAGAUUUUUCUAAAAAUCGGCAAGAACACUCAUUGAUAACCCAGAGGGAAAAAUCUCGACUUGUACAGAUUCCUGGUUUUUGAAAAAGUCAAAUAAAAACUUCAAUGAGUCAAAAAGGCUAAUUUUGAGGCUUUCAGGCCUCACCUAUCUUGAAAACUAGAGAGUUUGGCAGGUUGUGAAUUUCAGAAUCUUCUUUUAGUACAACGAGGUGUGUUCCCGUCAAAUUUCAAAAAUUUCAAAUUUCCAACCGCAACGUAAAAUGAUUUUCUUGGCGAAAGGAGACGAGUUUGAGCGACGCCUUUUCACGUUUUCCGGUUUUCAUGGCUUUUAAACAAUUUUUUUUCAUUUUUUCCAUCAAUUUUUGAGGAUGUCGGAAAGAUUUGGAACUGUAGAUCAAUUUAUCAGAGUUCUUUGGUCGCUGAAACCGCUCGAAACACAAAAAAAUCUUAAAUUUUUAAUAUUUUUUUAAAUUGGAUUCAAUGAAAGAAGAAAAAAAGGUUAUAGGUUCUCCCUAUUUUAGUAGGUGGAAACUAGAGAUAAAUAACCAAGCUACCGUAAUCUGCGGGGGUCAAAAAGAAGACGUCGCGUGUCACGUCUCUAUCGGUCUCGGCUCCGCCGUCUUCCGCCGGCGACUUGUCGGUACGCCUACGAGCUGAGCACUUUCAACAAUCAAUUCUUCGGAAUCAGAUAAUUUUCUGAAUCAUGCACAGUUUGGACUUGUUGAGAACUCUGGAAGAAUCCUCGGUAGAAAUUGAUGAAAAAGGACCGAACGAUGGCCGUCAGGUGCCGGCGACCUGUCACAACAUUGACCACAGCAAGUCCGCGAGACGGGUGUAAACGACGGCGUCCUUUUGAUCCGCUGAUCGAUUAUCGCUUAAACAAGUUGUCCUCGCAGAAGCUCGCGGCUCCUUUCAUCUCCGGGCGGCCUGAUUUCGCAGAUGCUCACGAUUUGAUACCAAUAAGUUAUUCCGUCUAGAGACCCAAGUUUUUAGAAAAACUAUUUUGCCACCGUCUGAGAUAGAACGAGAGGUAAUAUUUAAAAAUAUGCGGAAAGCUGAAAACUAUAAAUUUUCAAUUUAUCUCAAGUUCUUUCCUGAGGAACUUUCUCAUUUAACUUUUUCAAUAGCAAUGAAAUUUUUGUAUGAGCUCUACCGUUUUGUUCUCUACCGUGCCAAGAAACGACAAACCGAAACACAGCCCAACAAGUGGACGCUUGUUCAAGGUUUUUUUCAAAUGUAGUACUUGCUUUGAGAACGCAAAAUGCGAAAAAUUGCAGCGAACGUUUCAAAAAUAAAAAUUAACUUACAUAUAGUCAGGGAACCAAAAGAUCAAAGCACUGUGUCCCGCAUACAAAAUAUUCAUGAAGAAGCAGAAAAUAAUUGACUUUUCUAUCGAAGGAAUACAUCAAAUGAAUACAUAACUUCAGCAGCUAUUUAGGAUGAAAUUUGUGUUUAUUGGUUCGAAAAAAAACCUCUUUUUGCGCAUUAAGUCACUUAAUUUAAGUGGAUCCUCCAGGAGGCAGACGAGCAGGUGUUUGCCUCUGGGAACCGGCGUUUUCCCACGGCUUCAGUCCAUCUGGGUCGCCUCGAGACUCGGCACCUUGCGAAUCCGGCAAAUGGAUGACGUUUCGUCACGUACAUCAAGGCCGGAAGAAGUCGCAAAGGAACAGUGAUUCAAUAGUUACCACUCAGAGAUCAAAUUUAUUCACUCGGGUCUUUUGAAGUUUUAUAAAAACGGCUUUUUUUUCGUGAAAUUUUUAGCUGAAUUUUGGGGGAGAAAUCGAAAGAAAUAGAGUUAGUGCAUAUACUGAUGUAUUUUUAGUAAUCUGGAUGAAAGAAGAACCUUGAAAGAGAAAUUACUUUUUUAUGCUAUUUUUUGACAGAAUUUGAACGAUAUAAGCCGAUUUAAGUCACUUUCUGAAUGAACUUUUCAGAAUAUCGUUGACUUCUCGCUUUUUUCCGAAAAUUACCCGCUCAAGAUUUUCUUUUCUGUGCGUCUCAAUGAUCUUUCACCGCCAGAGACAUAUUUACACUGUUAGAAAAAGACUCAAAUCAAGAAAUUUUCUAUAAACAAGAAGUUUUUAAGGUCACCAAUGCUCUUCUAGCUUUUUUAAGACGCGCAGAUCUUAUUCAAACAUUAAGAAACCUCGUUUUAUUUCACAAUUUUCCUUUGUCAAUCAAAUUCCUGCGUCUCAAAUUUGCUGUUUUACACGACCAUUAUGCGAGUCGACGAUUUUUCUUUCUGCCUGCAAUUUUGAUGAGCGAGCAAUUGCGGAGGCCGCAAAAAGCCGCGAUUGUUCCAUUUUUCAUCUGUCGGGUCUUGCGCUGACGUCGCGACGGCGACACGAGCACGCCAUUUCUCACUGAUUUUCGGGGGUCGCUCCCAGUUAGAAGAGCUCAGUUCGAAUGUUCUCGUUCAUGAAAAUUCAGCUUUUCCAGUUUUCUUCAGCAUACCAUUGAACGUUGACUUCGUUCGGAAGUCCCCAUCUUUGGAAGAGAAAAAAAAAGAAGCUUCGUACCAUUGUAAUCUUGAAUUCGAUCCAUUGAAUUAAUUCAAACGCUGUUGAAGCCAACAAGAAAUGUUCUUCCCGUGAGCACGCAUAGUAAGAAACUCAUAAAUUCUCGGCUUUCCUGGGUAUCGGGUCGACCGAUCUGUUUUGAUUUACGAUUGCACCACUCUUCUCUAUUCUCAACAAAAUGGAACAUGGGCUCAAAGGAAGUGGUUCCCAUUCGAAAAUGGAACAGAAAUUCAUUAACACUGUCAAGGACUUCGAAUAAAUAAGUUUAAAAGUUUUCAGGUGGACCGCGAGGCGAAAAACGACAACGUACAGCUUACACUCGGAACCAAGUUCUUGAACUGGAAAAGGUUUUCAUUUUAUCCUUUUCCGUACUUUGCGAGUUUCAACUUUCAUUCAACUAACCCACUUGUGAUAAAAAAGUUUAGGAAUUCCAUUUCAACAAAUAUUUGACGCGCAAGCGGAGGAUCGAAGUCGCCCACGCCUUGAUGCUCACAGAAAGACAGGUUUUUGUUGCCAAAUUAUUUAUCAACUUUUCUCUUUUUGGAACUUUAACUUCGAAAGAAAAAAACCUAAUUGAAUUGAGAACUUGAAAAAUUAGGAAGCUUCAGUAUAUCUAAGCGAACUUGCAAAUUUGUUUUGAUAGAAGAUAAUCUGAGAAAAUUUUUCAGGUGAAGAUUUGGUUCCAAAAUCGGCGGAUGAAGCAUAAAAAAGAAAAUAAGGUUUGUCAUUUAUGUUCUUUUAUUAAUGCGAUGAUAUAUUUUUAAAAAGAAUCGAACGUCCGUCUUGUAGAGCUUUUUCAUUGGGUUCGCAUCUGCCGCAGUUCGAAAGAAAUGACAAAAAAACAGAAAAAAAUAAUAUUAAAAAAAGAAAAGAAGCUGAAUCUAUAGCUUUAUGAACUAGAUAAUCGGGACUGCAUUUAGGAAGUCCAAAAUGUGUAAUAAUCUCAAAUAUAUUCUUUUUUCUGAUUUCAAUCAUGUUUUUCGAAACUGUUCAUUGGCUGUCGCAAUGGAAAGUAAUAGACUGUUUCGUUUGAAAGAUUGCCUUGCACGACAAUUGAAACAUCUAUUUGACUGUCACAAAAACGUCAACGAGCCGGCGCACAUGUUGCCAUUUCGGAGCCUCGAGCCGUGGCAAGUCUGUGGCGGUGGAAUGUCGUCUGAUGGACAGUCUCCUUUUUUUGAAUCCAUCAGACAAUUAUGCAAAAAAAUUAGUAUUCUCCAAGUUUUUCACGAACCUUUCUCCGAAAGCUUUUAUUUUCUAAGAAUACCGAUACGAAUUAUUUGAAUUACAAAAGCUUGACAUUUUUGGGUUAGUGUUUUUGAACGAAGAUACCGGAGUAAUGAUGGAACAUUCUGAAACACAAAGAAACUUUAAAGAUUUUACGGCUUUCAAAAAACAUGAUUUACGACCAAGAACCGGUUUUCAGUUCGAGGAUAAGCCGUUGACGCCACAGAUGAUGUCAUUCGGAGCGAAUCCUCUGCAGUUCGCCUCCUUCAGAUUCCCGUUGUUCAACCAGUUCGGUGGCUGCUGA
Molecule: messenger RNA, 6791 nt
Organism: Caenorhabditis auriculariae
Lineage: Eukaryota; Metazoa; Nematoda; Chromadorea; Rhabditida; Rhabditidae
Source: the annotation of a GenBank genome assembly